This is a messenger RNA of Aedes aegypti (yellow fever mosquito), 3016 nucleotides long. RefSeq names its product facilitated trehalose transporter Tret1. The record is from RefSeq and is a predicted model, not a curated record. The transcript has 5 exons. Gene Ontology annotation, cellular component: membrane. Gene Ontology annotation, biological process: transmembrane transport; carbohydrate transport. Lineage: Eukaryota; Metazoa; Arthropoda; Insecta; Diptera; Culicidae. Bases 297 to 1763 code for a protein of 488 amino acids. Gene Ontology annotation, molecular function: sugar transmembrane transporter activity.
UGUCGUCUUCGGAACCGAGUCGAAUUCAGUCGACGGUUGACUUUCAAGCGAAAAGGUUUGGGAUCCUGGGAGUUGAACAUAGGGUUUUCCCCCAAGAGUGCACCAAUCAAGGAAAGAAAUAGUGAGGAGAAGUAGAGUGAACAUUGGUAUCGAGGACACGGCCUACUAUUAGGUCCUUGAAGCUUCAAUCCGAAUUUAGAGCUAGGUGAUCUGUUACGUGACUCCAAGGGCAGCUAGGACGUGGAAUCCUUCCACCUAAGUCAAUUAUAUUUGGAGUCUAAGAUCUCGAUUAAACGAUGAGUAAUAAUGGACCGGGGGUUACAAACCCCAUGCUGUACGAUCCUCCGGAGGGACAGGCCUCCAAUACGAAGCUGAUGCAGUUUGUAGCUGGCGUUGGAGUGUCCAUCGCCGCCAUCAGUGCCGGAACCGCCCUCGGAUGGACUUCGCCAGUUCUGCCGCAGCUGGCACUUCCGGAAGCGGGAAACGAUUCCACGACGGCAACCGCCAGCAGUAACAACACCGAUGCCGGUUCGGGUUUCUAUCUCACAGCUGACCAAGGUUCAUGGGUCGGAGCGUUCCUGGCGGUGGGUGCUUUCUGUGGUGCCCUUCCUGCCGGAUACCUGGCGGAGAAGAUCGGUCGCAAGUACACCACCAUGUCUCUGGCCCUGCCCUAUCUGGCCAGUUGGGCCCUGAUUAUCUUUGCCAGUGGAGCGGAGAUGCUUUACGCCGGACGAUUCGUGAUUGGUAUUGCCACUGGAGCUUCCUGUGUGGUGGCCCCGAUGUUCAUCUCGGAGAUUGCCGAGACUUCGAUUCGUGGUGCGCUGGGUGCAUUUUUCCAGCUGUUCCUGACCGUGGGAAUUCUGUUUGUCUACGCAGUCGGGCCGUACACGUCAUGGACUACGCUGAGCGUCCUGUGUGCCAUAUUCCCAGUGUUGCUGAUUGUGGCCAUGUUUAUUGUGCCGGAGAGUCCAACGUAUCUGGUGAAACAGGGUCGCCGAAGUGACGCCGCCGCUGCUCUCAAGUGGUUCUGGGGACCGAACUGCAACACACAGAACGCCGUGGAAACCAUCCAGGCCGAUUUGGACGCUGUCAAGGGUGAAGCCAAAGUGUCGGAUCUGUUCACCAAGGCCACCAACCGGAAUGCGCUGUUCAUUGCUCUACUGUUGAUGUUCUUCCAGCAGUUCUCCGGUAUCAACGCGGUCAUUUUCUACACCGUGCCGAUCUUCCAGUCCGCUGGAAGUACCAUGGAUCCGGCCAUUUGCGGAAUCGUUGUCGGAGUCGUGCAGGUGUUGAUGACCUUUGUUUCCUCGGUGUUGAUCGAUAAGGCCGGUCGUCGGAUUCUGUUGCUGCAGAGCAGUUUCAUCAUGGGUUCCUGUUUGGUCGUUUUGGGGGUGUACUUCAAGCUGCAGAACGACAAGACCGACGUGUCUGGAAUUGGGUGGCUGCCGUUGGCUUCGGUUGUCCUGUUCAUCAUCAGCUUCUCGUUGGGCUUCGGACCUAUUCCGUGGAUGAUGAUGGGUGAGCUCUGCGCACCGGAUGUCAAGGGAUUGGCCUCGGCCUUGGCAGUCAUGUUCAACUGGACGUUGGUGUUCUUGGUCACGAAGACAUUCGGCACGAUGCAGGAGAUGAUCGGAUCCGACUGGACGUUCUGGUUCUUUGGCUUCUGGAUGGCGGUGUGCACGUUCUACGUAUUCAUCAAGGUGCCGGAAACCAAGGGCAAAACCAAUGCCGAGAUUCAGGCGUUACUCGGAGGAAAGAACUAAAUCAAGAGACUGGCAGCACUAUACUCUACAUAUAGCUUAUAUGCUAUUACGUGUAAUACCCUGUACUCUCGACGUAACGAGAGAGGGCGCUUUAAUUGUAAAAAUAUGUAUGUCUUGAGGGCCGGCCUUGCGCAAUCUUUGUGGGAAAGAAUUGGCUUGCAGGAAAAGAAAAUUUAUGAAGCCACCAAAGAGCAAACGGAGCACAAGCUCCGUUGAUGAGGCAACGUGUUUCCAAUCGGGCAUUCUCUCACGAUAGAUACUAGCCAAAAGAUAUUGGAGCCGGGAGCAAUCCAUCUAGCAGGUUUGCCCAAAUUUUGUAUAUAUUGUUUUUUUUUGUUUGUUCCGUAAGUUCAAUCGCAAUUUGAAAGCAAUCACGUAUCGCGGCUCUCGAUGUGUUUCAAUCGGAUUUUGUUUCGUUUUCUUGGUCUGAUAGUACGUAAUGUGCAAAAGUCAAUGUGCUUAGUUUUAUAUCAAGUUUUGAUUUUUACUCAAAAUAAUGUUUUACUUUUCGAUAUUUUACAGUUCCAACUAAAGAUCAAUAGCAUGUAAACUACAAUUAAGUUAAAAUAUUUAUAACAAAAGGGUGUAAGCUUAGUCAAAACGAGUCCACGAAACAACGUGUUUCAACCAUAUCAGUUUCGUUAAAGUAAGAUUUAUAAUAUAAAAACAAACACAAAUGUAGUAACAAUCGACAGCACUGAACAGUAACAAAGAAAAAUACCUCCGGAACAUCUUCCAAAUCUCCCCCCAGAAAAAAAUAAACAGAAAAAUUCAUCACUUCGCGAUCGUCAAGCGACGGAACCCAUUUUUAAGUGCCAUAUAAGUUCGCUAAAUCCGAAUGUAGGACUCGAACUCACACUAUUUACAUCAGUCUUGCCCAAACCAAAUGCAUCACAUUUGAAAACCAGCAAUCCUAGUAAGCCGAUUGUGGAAUGUCGCUGCAUGGCCUCCUUAAAAAUAAUGGAAAUUGUUGUCUCACAAAUCGAAGAAACUGUAGGUAUCCACUGACUAAACGAGAGAAAUCUACGCAGAGAACUUCAUGUCGAAUCAUGACACAACCUCUGAAACCCAAACAACCCUAGACGAAUUGUUAAUUUAGUUGUAAAGAAUAUUUACAAAAAAAAACAUAAACCUAAACUGUCAUAAGCUAGCUUAAUGAGACUAAGGAAUUUUGCGGGAAGCGUCCGUCGUCUGAAGACGACGACGGCGAAAUCCUUUCCGAUGACUAUAUGAAUAAAGUUGAAUGGAAAAUA